AUCGGCUCCGCGAGACGUGACCUACGCCCAUAAAGUUCCCCCACGCAACCACUUUCAACCCAACAAGAGUCUAAAUUCGACGAGCAGUCUCCUCGUUUCCCCUUCGCCAUUUCCACCCUUCCCUAUUACACCAACAUCCCUCAAAAUUGACACUCACAACAUCAUCACGAUGGUCGCCAAAGACAAGAAGGAUGACAAGGUCCUCGAGAUCUUGAAAUCCAUCGAAGACAAACCGUCUGGCGAGAACUACGAGCACAUGGUAUCGGGCAUGAUGUACAACCCCCUCGACCCGAUCCUCGACCAAGCCCGCCACCGAGCCCGCUGCCUCAUGCGCGACUUCAACGAGAUUGACCACCGCCAGAACACUUCUAAGGAGGUGGCCAGGAAGAAGAAAGAGAUUCUGCAGCAGCUUCUGGGCAAAUUCGGCGAGCGGUCGUUCGUCGAGGGUCCUUUGUUGGUCGACUACGGCUGUAACAUCAUCUUUGGCUCCAGGGUCUUUGCCAACUUCAAUCUGACCAUUCUCGACAUCAGUCUUGUCACCAUUGGCGACCAUGUUCUCAUCGGACCUAACGUGAGCAUCUACACUGCAGUCCACGAGACCGGCAUGCUUUCCCGGUCGAAAGGCGAGCAGUAUGGUCUUCCGGUGACCAUUGGAAACGAUUGUUGGAUUGGUGGCGGUUCAAUCAUCCUGGCUGGUGUCACCAUUGGAUCGGGCACAACUGUUGGUGCUGGCUCUGUCGUGACAAAGAGCUUGCCGCCUCAUUCGGUGGCGGUGGGCAAUCCUGCCAGAGUCAUCAAGAACGUGCAAACACUCGAGAAGGAGAAGGUGAGUCUGAACGAAAACAACAAAGAGUAAAUCGAUCAGGAGGUUUGACGGAGGUAUGAAGAGGCCUCAAGUCACGAGUGGUAACAUAAAAAAGCUUUACCGUCCAGGGGGGUUGAUGAGCUUUGGCAGUAAGAUGUAAUACAGAGCUCUCACGAGCCCAGGAAUGAAAGAAAGUUGACCUGAC
Messenger RNA from Colletotrichum phormii, 1010 nucleotides. RefSeq names its product trimeric LpxA-like protein. Gene Ontology annotation, molecular function: acetyltransferase activity. The coding region runs from base 170 to 856 and encodes 228 amino acids. Lineage: Eukaryota; Fungi; Ascomycota; Sordariomycetes; Glomerellales; Glomerellaceae. The record is from RefSeq and is a predicted model, not a curated record. The transcript has 2 exons.